UCCCUUUUUAAUAUGCAGCGGAUCUAGUCGGGUGGCCAGAAUCUCUGAGCAAGGGGGAUGGAAAGCAAGCGAAUGAUGGGGUUUCCUUUUGAAAAGUGGUAGUAGUUUCUUUUGAACUGAUGGAUUGUGAUCUUUGACUGAUGUCAUUUGCAGUAACAAUGAUACAGACGUUUUGGAAUAGGAUUAGACAGUGGAAAGAAGGAAAAAACAUUGAAGAGAUAAGAUGUUAAACAUUUGCAGAGCAUCAGUUAUGUAGCUGCAGAAGAGCAACAUGCUCUUUAUAUUUGUGCAUACGGUCACCUGGCUGGUUGAUACUUAACAGUUAACAAUAACUGUUGAAUGGUGAUUCUAGUCUUGCGCAAAUUUUAUAUGACAAUGAAUUAUCUUAAACUGUGAACUUACAAUAUUGACAGAUAUUGAUAAUUUGAAAGGCACUGUGGGAAUAAACUAUAUAGAAGUUUGAAGAGGGCAUUUAAGCUACUGCUACUUCCCCCAAGUCAGUACAGGUAUCCAAAUUGAAGCAUCUCCUACUGAUGCUGUCAAACCCCUGACUAAAUACCAGUAUGUAUAUUAGCUAUUCCUGUGAAACUUUUCAGGGUGUUAAAAAUAAAAAAUGGUGAGCUCCAAAAGGAUUUUAUGGAGAGAAUACACGCUGAAUGAAGUUCAGCUAAAAUAAAGUGAGAUAUGUUCACUAUACUUUCCUCCAACUUCAUACAUACACUACAUUGAAGAAAUCUGAGCUAUCUAUAAUCAAGAAAAAAAGAUUUUAGGAUUGUAGCAGAUGCUGUUUCCAUGUGCAGUAGCUGUUAAAAAAAUACCAGACCUGUGAAGAGAUUUUUCAUCCACAAAGAAAAUGUCAUUAAGAAAAGUAAACAUAACCAUCCUCGUAUUUGUUGUUGUUAUAUUUCUGUUAGUGCUGCAUCACAACUUCCUAGGUCUCAGUGAUAUCUUAAAAAAAGAAUUAUCAGAUUCAAAUCCACUAAGAUUUCAGCCAAUAGAUUUUAUACCUGAAGCUCCUCAAAGAUUGAUAGUGAAAGAAAAUGACAAGGAAAUUCCUGUGGUCCUUACGGCAUCUGAAGAAAGGCUUGGUGGUGUAAUUGCAGCUGUGAACAGUAUUCAGCAAAACACCAAAUCCAAUGUUGCAUUCCAUAUUGUCACUCUGAAUGACACUGUGGACCAUCUGAGGUUGUGGCUUAGUAAAACCAGUUUAAAAAAAGUUCAAUACCAAAUUUUGAAUUUUGAUCCUGGUAUGCUGGCUGGAAAAGUGCAGAUAGACUCAAAAAUGCCAAAUUCCAUAAAACCGCUGACCUUUGCAAGAUUCUAUCUACCUAAUUGGGUCCCAAAUGCAGAAAAGGCCAUUUAUUUGGAUGAUGAUGUGAUUGUACAAGAUGAUAUCCUUAAACUUUACAACACUCCAUUGCAACCAGGCCAUGCAGCUGCAUUCUCAGAUGAUUGUGACUCUACUUCAAAUAAGUUUUCUGUCCGUGGAGCAGGAAAUCAGUAUAAUUACAUGGGAUUUCUUGAUUAUAAAAAAGAACUGGUUCGAAAGCUGUCCAUCAAAGCAAACACCUGCUCUUUCAAUCCUGGUGUGUUUGUUGCAAAUCUAACAGAAUGGAAAAUACAAAAUGUUACUAAGCAGCUAGAGAAAUGGAUGACACUUAAUGUUGUAGAAGAGAUAUAUAGCAGGACUCUUGCUGGAAGUAUCACUACACCACCCCUGCUCAUUGUAUUUUACAAACGACAUUCAAAAAUUGACCCUAUGUGGAAUGUUCGCCAUCUUGGUUCAAAUGCUGGCAAAAGAUACUCGCCACAGUUUGUGAAAGCUGCCAAAUUACUCCACUGGAAUGGACAUUUCAAGCCCUGGGGGCGAACAGCAUCUUUUGCAGAUGUUUGGGAAAAAUGGUACAUUCCUGAUCCUAGUGGCAAAUUUAACCUGAUUCGCAGGCACAGUUGAGAUUAUGCAGCACAUUAAUAAAGACUUAACAGCUACAUGCUUUUCUCAGGAAACCUGUAAGAUCAGAGUGAAAUCAUACUGCUUAAUGUACACUAAAUUUGAGAAAGACUUGAAAUUGUAUGGCUGAAGCAGCAGCUUUGCGCCUUCAAGUACAAGAUGAAGAAUAGCUUGACUCAACAACAGGUAGUCUUCAAUUUAUGACCACAGUUGCGGCUGGAUUUUCCCUUACAGGUUGUUGUGGUCAUAAAUCUAGUCAGACCCAAUUUUAUGAAAAUUUUCAUGAUGGUUAUGAAGCAAAUCACGUGCUCCAGUUCCCUCAUGGGCACUUUUUUUGCUGGAAUUUUACAACUAAGGUCACAUAUUGCAAAAUGAUUGUAGGAUGUUGCACCUGGUUAUAAAUGUGAGCCAGUUGCUAAGCAUUUACAUAGCAGUUAUGUGACCAUCACAGGGUGGUGUAAUGAUACAGAUCACAAGUCACUUUUUCUGAGGCUGGCAUAAUUUUGAACUGUUUUAAAUGAAAAGCAGUUAAAUUGAGGACUAUCUGUACUCAGCUACACCAGAUGAAUUCUUCCAGACAAACUUUUAUAAAUGAAAUAUUAGAAAAUGAACUUCAUCUAGGAAUCAGACACUUACUCCUAGGUAUCUGCAAUAUUAUCUUGCAUAGCUAUUUUUUUUAAGAAAAGCUUCUUCCUCUUAGCAGUAACCCAUGAACAGUUAGAACUUUUUCUCUGUAGUAUUUAGUUAAAUGUUUACACUUAUUUAAAUCUUUUGUAGAUUUAAUCUGUUUUUGUAAUUUAGUAAAUGAUGGAAUAAACUGCCCAACAACACUAGAGCAACCGGUUUAAAUUCAUGGAGAAAGCUUGAAUUGUUUGUAUGCGAGUUCAGAUUAAUCUACAUUUGAUAACUGUAUUAAAAAGUAAAGUCUUACAAUAUAUUACUUCUUCCAGUAAA
Crotalus tigris (Tiger rattlesnake) is the source of this 2905-nucleotide messenger RNA. It is a transcript of the gene GLT8D1, whose product is annotated as glycosyltransferase 8 domain containing 1. Gene Ontology annotation, cellular component: Golgi apparatus. The transcript has 10 exons. NCBI's taxonomy places the organism in Eukaryota, Metazoa, Chordata, Lepidosauria, Squamata, Viperidae. Bases 854 to 1954 code for a protein of 366 amino acids. The record is from RefSeq and is a predicted model, not a curated record. Gene Ontology annotation, molecular function: glycosyltransferase activity.